Calliphora vicina (urban bluebottle blowfly) is the source of this 2999-nucleotide messenger RNA. It is a transcript of the gene Mtp, whose product is annotated as microsomal triacylglycerol transfer protein. Bases 166 to 2805 code for a protein of 879 amino acids. Gene Ontology annotation, molecular function: lipid binding. The record is from RefSeq and is a predicted model, not a curated record. Gene Ontology annotation, biological process: lipoprotein metabolic process; lipid transport. Lineage: Eukaryota; Metazoa; Arthropoda; Insecta; Diptera; Calliphoridae. Gene Ontology annotation, cellular component: endoplasmic reticulum; basolateral plasma membrane; Golgi apparatus. The transcript has 8 exons.
GUUCUUAAUACUUGUUUGGCGAAGUGCUAAAAUCGGGCUUGACUGAACUAAAUUAAAGAAAUAUCAAUGAAACCAGCAAUACAACAAUAUUGAUAAAAACGAAUUUGAUAAUUUCGGCAAAUAAUCUAUUAAACAAGAAAAUUUCCUCAAACAUUUGUGAUCAGUAUGAUUUUAAGAUGGUUAACUAUAAUUUUAUGCUUAAUAUGUUCAAGUUGUUUAGCGGCAUCUUGGCCCCUCAUACCCUAUGCGAGUCAACAGUACUAUGUACUUGAAAAUAAAGUUUCUACAAAACAAUUGCAUCAUGUCUCAACACAGGAAACGAGUUACACAUUCAGUUCACUACUCAAAAUCAAUUCCGUAUGGAACACAGAAAAGGAGCAACUUAUAGAAGUUUACUUUACCGAAAAUCGUGUCACCGCUCCGAGCAAAAAGGGCAAUGCAAAAGUACAAGAGAUUGAUAAAAUUCCCGACAGACCCUUCUACAUCAGUUUCAUCGAAAACAAACCAAAUAAAAUUAUCGCACAUACUUCACGGGAUCAAUCUCUGUUAAAUAUUGAACGGGGAAUAGCAUCAUUAAUGCACAUUAAUUUUGAAAAUGGACCCGUAAGCGAAAUAGAUGUUUCGGGAAUUUGUAAUAAUUUCUAUAAUAUUAAAUCGUCUACAAAAGUAAAUAAAAUUAAAACAGACUGUUCGCACUGGGAUUUGAAGGUCAAUUAUCGGGGCGAAAAGCCUUUAGGUGUUCAUCAGAAAUCAUUUGAAAGAGUUGAAUAUGAUUUGUCAGCUGAUGGCCAGUUAUUGACAGCCUCUUCGGUUGAAAGUCACAAACUAAAUUUGGAAGCCCAGCCAGAAGUAGGUACUAAAGUGGAGUCGUUGUUUGUAUUAAAACAUAGUACUUUUACCUCAGAGCCUGUGGAGCAGCUAGCUUAUAAAACUUCUGAUGAAGCUAUUAAAAGUUUGUUGGACUGGUAUAGAGUAUUUGAUAUUGAAGCUGAUGUAGAUGGUGUUAUUAGUGAAAUUAAAGAUGUAAACUUAAAACAACAAGUUGCCUUAUUCGCCAAUGAUUUAACUGAUGAUUUGAUAGGCAAGGAAGCUUUAGCCGAAGCCUUUGUUAAACUUAUACCUCUAGCGCGUAUUACCAAACAGGAAGAAUUUGAGGACAUAUUAAAAUCCAACAAAAAGCUACACUCUCAAUUGGUGGACCUUUUGGGAGCGGCACAAACUAUCGAUGCUCACAAUGCCAUUCAUAAAAUUUUUGAUUACAAUCAAAACUCGGAUGUGGAUUUAUGGGAGAAAUAUUUACAAUCUCUAUCAGUAGGAACUCAUCCCGAUAGGAGUAUUAUCGAAGAUCUCUUUGAGCGUCUAACAUCGGCAGAUACAGCAAUAAAAAAUCAAAAACUUCAAGAUUCAGUACUUCAGUGUGUGACCUCUCUCACCCAUCAGUCUGGCCUUGAUGCUAAAGAUAAUCUUUUAAAAGAAAUCAAACAAUUUAUAUUAAAGAAUCUCCACGAAGACUGCGAAGAUGAGGUAUGCCAGACUCGCUACAUAAGAGCUUUACAAAAUCUACAAGACCCUUCCGCUAUUCCCAUUUUAUUGAAAUAUGCUUUACAUGAAGAAACUAAAAUAUCGAUUGCCGCUAUGCAAGCUUUAAAAUCAUUCCCCACUAUACAUUUCAAUGAGAAGCAUCGGCAAGCUUUCACUAGCAUCUUCUAUCAAAUACAAAAAAAAUAUGAUUCCUCUGCUCGUACCUUGGCUUUGGACAUUCUGUUGGCAAUGAAACCAACACCAACACAGUUGGGACAAUUGUUGGAUUAUUUGGCUUCAAGUGAUCGUCAUUUCGAAAUUAAAACUUAUGUUAUACAAAAGCUGAAAAUGUUGUCGGAUAAAUGUCCUCGUUUUAGGGCUUUGCUGGAGUCAAGCUUGUACGAGCGACCUCAUGUUAAUAAUUAUCACAUUAUUGGUCAAAAGGGUCUUACUACCGUUCUCUCUAGAGACUUAUCUUGGUAUCCAGCAUUUAACGAAAGUCUACUCAGCACUCAAGAAAUUUAUCAAGGUGUUUUGAAACGUGGUUCAGUAGAAUUAAUACUAUCUGCCGGCAGGGAAGAAACUAGCACAUUCAAGCUUGGUAUCUACACCAGUGGUUUAACAUCUUUUGUAGGCGAUAGUGAUGAAGGUGGCAAUGAUGACAACGAAGUAGCCGAUGAUAGUCCCGCUACAGCUGGUAUGGAAAUUGCUGUACAGGGUGUACUUUUAAGGCCUUUGAUAUUUUUUACCGGUCAGUCUGAGUUAAUGGGACAUGUAUGGAGUGGUACAGCUUCAGAUCCUACACCCGCAUUCCAAGCCACAACAUUGGCACAAGAUCAUGAACAUUAUAUAAUAUUGUCAUCAGGAGCAACUGUGUAUACGCGAGUAAUUGGUUCCAAAUCGGUGGAUUUGAAUGGAAAGGUAGACUUUAGCAUUUGGAAUCGUAAUGCUAAUACGGAGAUACAACAAAAUUCUGCUGCCGCUGUCCAUGGCAUAAUGAAAGCUGGCUUCACUUAUGCCUAUGUAACCAAUGAGUUCUUAUUGACCUAUGAACCCAAAAUAAGUCUACAGGCCGAUAUUGAUUUCUAUUCUGGCAUUAAGUUGUGCAUACAACUGCAAAGACCCGAAAUGCAGUUAAAUCACUUCAACACCAUACAGGUCACUUUACAAGCUGCCCAUAGAUUUACCAAGAAAGUUUUAUCCAAAUACUCAUAUAAAUUCCCAGGCCGUACUCUAGCUUUAAAUCAAAAGAAUAAUGAAAUGUGCAACAUGAUUUUUAAUUGAAUAAUUUGUUUUAUAACAUUUAUUUCAUCACUUAUUCCUAAGUUUAAUUAUGUUAUUAUUUCUCAAUUGUUACUCUAUCUCUAGGUAGUAGAAAAAUUAAAAACAUAAUUAAUGUAAAGAAAUUAUUUUUGUAUGGAAAGGAUUUGUAACGGAUUUAUAAAAUAAAACUUGGAACCCAGCGUCAGAAAAUUAAA